Messenger RNA from Cervus elaphus (red deer), 604 nucleotides. It is a transcript of the gene S100A4, whose product is annotated as S100 calcium binding protein A4. The coding region runs from base 165 to 470 and encodes 101 amino acids. Gene Ontology annotation, biological process: positive regulation of canonical NF-kappaB signal transduction. Lineage: Eukaryota; Metazoa; Chordata; Mammalia; Artiodactyla; Cervidae. The record is from RefSeq and is a predicted model, not a curated record. The transcript is spliced from 3 exons. Gene Ontology annotation, cellular component: cytoplasm; nucleus; perinuclear region of cytoplasm. Gene Ontology annotation, molecular function: RAGE receptor binding; calcium ion binding; transition metal ion binding.
AUCAGCCCACGAUAGGAGGGCUGGGUCCCGUUCUCCCCCAUCCCUUGCCAUGGGCAGGGCCUGGCCCGGGUAUAAAUAGGUCAGACUGCUGGGUUCUCCCCAUUCUUCCUCUCUCCCCAUCAUCUCUCCCCAGCACUUCCUCUCUCUCGCUCCUGACUGCUGCCAUGGCAUAUCCCCUGGAGAAGGCCCUCGAUGUGAUGGUGUCCACCUUCCACAAGUACUCGGGCAAGGAGGGUGACAAGUUCAAACUCAACAAGUCUGAGCUAAAGGAGCUGCUGACCCGGGAGCUGCCCAGCUUCCUGGGGAAAAGGACGGAUGAAGCUGCGUUCCAGAAACUGAUGAGCAACCUGGACUGCAACAAGGACAACGAGGUGGACUUCCAGGAGUACUGCGUCUUCCUGUCCUGCAUCGCCAUGAUGUGCAAUGAGUUCUUCGAAGGUUUCCCUGAUAAGCAGCCCCGGAAAAAAUGAAGGGUCCUCAGGUGUGGGUGGGUGGGGGGGCUGGAGCUGGGGUCUUCCCUGUUGGCGGUGGGCACAUCACCUCACCCUGGCUCCUCCAGACGUGAGCACAAUACUGAACAAGUUCAAUAAAGAUUCUUGAAAGC